Molecule: messenger RNA, 6145 nt
Organism: Carcharodon carcharias (great white shark)
Lineage: Eukaryota; Metazoa; Chordata; Chondrichthyes; Lamniformes; Lamnidae
Gene: chsy1
Product: chondroitin sulfate synthase 1
Exons: 2
Coding region: 27-2390 (787 amino acids)
Cellular component (GO): Golgi cisterna membrane
Molecular function (GO): glucuronosyl-N-acetylgalactosaminyl-proteoglycan 4-beta-N-acetylgalactosaminyltransferase activity
Source: RefSeq, a predicted model, not a curated record
CAGGACAGGGGGUUAGGGCCGGCGGGAUGGCGCCCCGCUGCCGGCGCUCCUCCUGGCUCGGGCUCCUCCUGGGCCUGGCGCUCGGCUUCGCUCUGGCCUCCCGGUUCUUCCCGCCCCGAGCCGCCCGGCGGAGCGCGCCCCAGCGGCGGGGAGGGGGCGGUGUGUGCGGCCGGCCGGGGCACGGGGGCCGCCAGCAGCCGCCGCCGCCGCCAGGAGAGGCCGAAGCUUCGGCCUCGCGCUUCGUCUACGUGGGGGUGAUGAGCGCCAAGAAGUACCUGAGGAGCCGGGCGGUGGCGGCCCAGCGGACCUGGGCCCGGCACAUCCCCGGCCGGGUGGAGUUCUUCUCCAGCGAGGGCUCGGACCUGAGCCUCCCGCUGCCCCUGGUCGCCCUGCCCGGGGUCGAUGACUCGUACCCGCCGCAGAAGAAGUCGUUCCUGAUGCUCAAGUACAUGGCGGAGCGGCACCUGCAGCAGUUCGAGUGGUUCGUGCGGGCCGACGACGACACCUACAUCCGCGGGGAGCGGCUGGAGAGCUUCCUCCGGGGCCUCAACAGCAGCCAGCCGCUCUACCUGGGCCAGACCGGCCUGGGCACCCCCCAGGAGCUGGGCAAACUGGCGCUCGAGCCCGGCGAGAACUUCUGCAUGGGCGGCCCGGGGGUGAUCCUGAGCCGCGAGCUGCUCCGCCGGGUGCUGCCUCACAUCGGCCAGUGCCUGCGGGAGAUGUACACCACCCACGAGGACCUGGAGAUCGGCCGCUGCGUCCGCAGGUUCACCGGGGUCCAGUGCGCCUGGUCAUACGAGAUGCAGCAGUUAUUUUAUGAAAACUAUGAACAGAAUAAAAAAGGCUACAUCCAAGAUCUACAUAACAGCAAGAUCCAGCGGGCAAUCACUCUACAUCCCAACAAGAGUCCUGAAUAUCAGUACCGGCUCCACAGCUACAUGCUGAGCCGAAAGAUCGCAGAGCUUCGCCAUCGCACUAUUCAGCUUCAUCGGGAGAUCGUGCUGAUGGGCAGGUACGGCAACUCUGAACUUCACAAAGACGACCUUCAGUUGGGAAUCCCACCUUCAUUCAUGCGAUUCCAGCCUCAACACAGAGGAGAGGUGCUGGAGUGGGAGUUCCUGACAGGGAAAUAUCUUUAUUCAGCUUUCGAUGGGCAGCCUCCGCGGAGAGGGAUGGACUCCUCUCAGAAAGAAGCUUUAGAUGACAUUAUCAUGCAGGUGAUGGAAAUGAUCAAUGCAAAUGCCAAGACCAGAGGCCGGAUCAUUGACUUCAAAGAGAUUCAGUAUGGUUACCGAAGGGUUAACCCUAUGUAUGGGGCGGAGUAUGUACUUGACCUACUACUUCUCUAUAAAAAACACAAGGGAAAAAAGAUGACUGUCCCUGUGAGGAGACAUGCUUACCUGCAGCAAACUUUCAGCAAGAUCCAGUUUGCUGAGCAUGAAGAGAUUGAUGCCAAAGAUUUGGCCAAUAGAAUUAACAGUAACUCACGAUCUCUCUUCUUUCUCUCGAAUCCCCUCAAAAUAUUUGUCCCUUUCCAACUUGGAGCUGCUAAUGUUGGGACCAAGGAGCCCAAAGAUAAGAAAAUCAACAUCUUGGUCCCGCUGUCUGGCCGGUUUGAAAUGUUUGCAAGAUUCAUGGAAAACUUUGAAAGAACUUGUCUGAUUUCAAAUCAAAAUGUCAGAUUGGUUAUUUUGCUGUUCAACUCUGAUUCAAAUCCAGACAAAACUAAACAAGUCGAACUGAUGAGAGACUAUCGGGUAAAAUAUCCCAAAGCAGAGGUGCAGCUCUUCCCUGUAGCAGGGGAAUUUUCCAGGGCUCUUGCUCUGCAGCUUGGAGCUGCCCAAUUUAACAAUGAUUCCCUACUCCUGUUUUGUGAUGUUGACUUGAUUUUUACUGUGGAUUUUCUGCAGCGUUGCAGGGAUAAUGCUGUGCCAGGGAAAGGAGCUUACUUUCCAAUUAUCUUCACCCAAUAUGACCCAAAGAUUGUACAUGCAGGGAAAGUUCCUAAUGACAACAAUUAUGCCUUCACAAUACAGACUGGAUUCUGGAGACACUAUGGGUUUGGGAUCACCUGUGUUUACAAAAGUGACCUUCUGCUUGCUGGUGGCUUUGAUGUCUCGAUCCAGGGCUGGGGCAUGGAGGAUGUAGAUCUCUUCAACAAAUUCAUUGAAGUUGGUUUAAAGCCAUUCAGGAGCCAAGAAGUUGGAAUUGUCCACAUCUACCAUCCAAUCUAUUGUGACACAAACCUGGAAGCGAAACAAUAUAAGAUGUGUAUGGCCUCCAAAGCUUCAGCCUAUGGUUCCACGCAGCAACUGGCAGAGCUAUGGCUGGAGAAACAAAGACUCAAUCUCAGCAAAAGCAACAAUCAUGAUUUAAAGAGGACAUCCUAACAUCCAGCUUGGCUGGAGAACUCUAAUUUAUUUUUUAAAUAUUUUUAUUGUUUUAUUAAAACAGUAGCAGAUAUUGUAAAUAAAUAAAUGUUUUACAGGCAAAAGGUCAUUUUACUUUGAAUAAAGAAACUGUGAUGAGUGUUCACAUCAGCAUUUCUGGCUGCACAGACCCUGUUUUACUGUUCAGGUGAAUGGCAGGACUAGAAUGAAGAAUCAGAUUAUCUCACAUGACUGGCUAUGUUCCAGUUAGAGCAGGGAGAUGGCUAUGGUUACCAGCCUCAAUGAGAAGAGAAUGUCUAGCUCCCUGUGGCUUUCUGAAUCUAACUUAUAAUGUGAAUAAUUUUGGGUUGAUAUUUAAAUUUGAAACAACUGUGCCCACUUUAUAGCAGCUGGGCCAUUGCACACUGACAGAAGUUGUGACUUCAUCCUAUGUUUUGCUGACGAACUGGGGUGUUGGGACUUAGUUGUUGACUUCAUUCCUUUUUUCCUCAGUCAGAAUGUACUGAGCUUAGUCGUUACUUCACAAUAUUGGCACCUUAAGUGCUAACUUCAACAAGUGUUAUGUAUGUUUAGGAAUGUUUGUGAUGUUUUAUGCAAUGACCAUUUUUUCCAAAGAUUUACGUUGAUUUAACUUCCCUGGUGGCAUGUGAUUCAGCAUCUUGUACUGACUGUCCAGGAUUGGCACUGUAUUUGCAGCAUCCUCAACAUGUCUUUUCCCAGCUCUAGUCACACACGGUUGUUACUUUUAUCUUCCUCCCUAUGCCCCUGCCCUCCAAAAAAAAAAAUGUAAUUUCUUGCAGUCCCAAAAUACAGUACAAUUGAACUGUGGCUCUAGUACAAAAGGAAUUUCUUUUUUGACAUAGUGUAACAUUUCCAUAUUUUUUUUGCAAUCCAGAUUAGACCAGAAGGAAAGGAAAUGUAACUAAAUAUUCCCUCAGACACAGAUUCUCCAGCACUGGAUGAACUGAGUGAGAGGCCUUUCACCACUCUUAUCCAGGUGGGUUUUUAUGUUUAGGGCCUGGCUAAAGUAUUGCUUGUGUGUAGUGCACACAUUCGGUACCAGGUCUGUGUACACCAUUUACAGACCUUGUCUAUUUUGGGGUUUGACUUAGAGACUGUGCUCUGACUUUUUCUGGACUGUUGCCAGAGGAUAGUUUAUGCACAGAUGAUCAAACAAUUUUUCCCCAUGUGUGGGCCUUCCGAAGGAGAUUCCCUCCCUCCAGGAUCAGUUGAUUUUACUUUAGGGUUCCCUCCCCAACUAUUAACCCCCUCUAUAGUUGUACACUCCUUUUUUAAAGGUUCCAAUCGAGCCCAAGUCAACUCCUUUCCUUGGAGCCCUUCAGCUCAAACCAAAUGAGUCAUUCACUUUUUGUGUAUAGGCUAUUACAGUUACCAUUUUAAGGAAAAUUGUUGUUUCAGGCAAGCAAAAAAUGCUAGUGUUUAUAACCCAGCCUGUUUUUGGCCUGCGGUCACUGUACAACUGGAUGGAGCAGUUGUUGGUAGCAUCAUCUCCAGGGAGAUGAAGAUACAGCUCCUGAGCAUUUAAAAAUACUUCAUGUAAACAAAUGGAAGAAGAAUCUAGUUUGGCAACAUCAAUUAUUUAUCUUUUUAAAACCUUUCAGAAAAACUGCAUUCUUCCUUUUAAACGUGGAUGGGAACUUAAGACUAUAGGCGGGAUCUCCCACACAGUCCUGCCGCCGGGAUCUUCCACCGGGUCCUGCCGCCGCCGGGAUCUUCCACCGGGUCCCGCCGCUGCCGGUCAAUGGACUCCUGGCUGGCGCACCAACUCACCCCUCAGCGGGUUCCACCCGUGACUGGGCUGGAAAACCCCGACCUGUGCUUCAAGCUAAUCCUUUGUUUGAAUCUGAGAAGCACACUUUAAACUUUCAGAUGCAGUUGGUUUUUUAAUCUAACUUUCACCGUGUGCUGUCUGCUGAUCCUAUGUAAAACUUUGAUACUUUUACUGCAAACCAGUGCCACAGUGUGCUCAUGGCUCAAGGUGCCAACAGAGCAUCUCCUGCUGAAACAACAGCACAAAGCCAGUUAACCAGAUGCUGUGCUAUUUGUGAAAUGUUACUUACGUAGCUUACUUUAAGUUACAUUUUGCAUUAUUUUCAGCCACCUCCUGUGACUUGUUUAUUUCUUGUGUGUGUGCAUAUUUUGUGUUUUUAUUUUCAGACAACCAGGCAGCAGAAAGUGUGUGGAGAACGAAUGGAACUAUUGAGCACCUCCUUGGUGCAAAUUACACACCAUUUUGCCUUCCCAUGACUGCUCACUGCAGUGGAAUCAGAUCCCCUGUUCUUUAUUAAUUACAAUUUCCACAACUCAAUGCCUGGCAGAAUCCAAUGCUCAUAGCCACAAAUUAAAUAUUUAGUAACAAACGAGACAAGAUUUCAGCUCUGUGCAUAGGAUCAAUAUUUCUGUGCUGAUACUUUUUAUUCCACAAUUGUCGAAGGUGAUUUUAUGUGAUUUACACAUAAACAUGCAUUAUUAUACCGACACACUACUGAAUUUUCUCAUUCUCCAUUGAGUGAUAUAGCAAAACUGCCUGUUCUAUUCCUCUCAUUAAUACGCUCAGCUCCUGACAAUUGCCCUCUGUAUUGGACUAAAAACACAAACUAUUGUUUUUUUUGGGACAACCUAAUUAUGUUUACAUUAUAUUUAUAUUAAGGAGAGAUGGUGGAGUAGUGGUAAUGUCAUUGAACAAACCCAGGGACCCAGGCUGAAGUUCUGGGGACAUGGGUUCAAAUCCCACCAAGGCAGCUGGUAGAAUUUCAAUUCAAUUAAUUAACAAAAUCUGGAAUUGGAAGUUGGUCUGUGAUGGUGACCACAAAAUUAUCAUUGAUUGUUAUAAAACCCAUCUGGUUCACUGAUGUCCUUUAGGGAAGGAAAUCUGCCAUCCUUACCUGGUCUGACCUACAUGUGACUCCAGACCCACAGCAAUGUGGUUGACUCUCAACCGCCCUCUGAAAUUGCCAAGCAAGCCACUCCAUUCAAGGGCAGUUAGGGAUGGGUAAUAAAUGCUGACCUUGCCAGUGAUACCCACAUCCCAUGAAAUGAAUUUAAAAUAAAAGGACACCUCUAACCAUACAGUGUAUUUAGUUUUGUCAUUGCUUUCUGCUUAUUAAAGAAUAUUGCAUACAGUGUUUUCUUUUCAUGCCUAGUUAAUGAGAAUAUUAGUGGGAUUUCUUCUCAUCCAUUGAAUUAACUGUUUAAUGCAUUUUACUACAGAUCUACAAAAAUUUAAAGGGAAAGAUUUUUUAAACCAAAUUUUUGUUAUGAAUGUACACUGCCACAAUUGCAGCUGAAACCAGCUGUGGCGAUACUGAUAUGUUUUGUAUUUGUGUGUGUGUGUACAUGCCUGUGUGAUAGGGAUUCUGCAAGUUCAUUAUGGAUACAUUUGUAAUUUUGCAGUGGAAUAACUGUUUAAGCUGGUUGAUGUAAUCAAGAUAUCUCCAGAAUUGCAGAGAGAUCCACACUGAGGGACAGCCAAAGGCUGGGCUUUCUUUGUAUCAUGCAUACCUCCUGAAGAAUUUGGGAUGAUUUGUUUGAGAGAAUUUGAUUUUUUUUAAUUAAAAAGUUGCAAUUUAGCAACUAUCUAUGAAUAGUAAGUAUAACUAUCUAUGAAUAGUGUUAUCUGCCUUUUAACUGGUAAAGUUCUGAAAUUUUGCAAUGCAAAUCUCCAUGCAAAAUUCUUAAAAGUUCCUGUGUACUGAUUUGUGUACAUACUGUUUAUUAAAAAUGAAUAAAAUUUA